AUGUUUAACAAUCUUCGACAAAUCAUCGUUCGAACAAUUCAUCCACGAAUUACUUUUCCAAUUCAUCGUCUAAGUUCAAUCGAAGCAGAUAAAUCACCGAUCACAGCGAAUGUGCCUAGUGAAGUAUGGAAACUCGGUAAACUUAAUCAUAUUGCCGUUGCUGUACCUUCUCUAGAUGAAGCAAGUAGCUUUUUCAAGAAUAUUCUCCAUGCGAAAGCUGUAAGUGGUGCAGUGCCGUUGAAAGAACAUGGUGUUCAUACUGUCUUUGUCGAUUUUGGUAAUACAAAAAUCGAAUUAUUAUUUCCACUUGGUGAAAAAAGUCCGAUAAAAAAAUUUCUCGAAAAGAAUAAAUUGGGUGGUAUUCAUCAUAUUUGUAUCGAGGUCGAUAAUAUCGAAGAAGCAGUGAAAGAUAUUCAACAACAAAAUAUCCGUACAUUGAGUGAAAGCACACAAAUAGGUGCCCAUGGAAAACCUGUCAUAUUUCUUCAUCCAAAAGAUUGUGGAGGAAUUCUAAUUGAACUCGAACAGGCAUAA
This is a messenger RNA of Adineta ricciae, 534 nucleotides long. NCBI's taxonomy places the organism in Eukaryota, Metazoa, Rotifera, Eurotatoria, Adinetida, Adinetidae. The record is from the annotation of a GenBank genome assembly.